GUUGGUUCCAGCAACAUGGAGGACGAUGUCAGCUUGAAGUUCCAUCAGCAGCUUCUGCUCAUUGACGAAAAUCUGGUGGCUGAAGAUGUAGCAGCUUUAAAAUUUCUCUGUACUGACUUGCUCCCCCUCAGAAAACUAGAAAGUGUGAAGUCAGCAGUGGAUAUCUUUCAGCUUCUCAUGGCUGAAGAGUAUCUGAAUGAGGAAGAUACUUUCCUACCAGCUGAACUCUUAUACAGAAUUAAAUGUCACUCCUUGCUCAGGAAACUUGGUUAUACCAAGGAGAAAGUGCAAGAAUGUCUGCGUGAGAAGGGAAGAGUGUCUCCGUACAGGCAGAUGUUGUAUGAAUUGUCAGAGAACAUUACCAACGAGAUGUUGAAGGAUAUCAUAUUCCUCCUGCAAAACUAUCUUCCAAAGCGACAGAAAACUCUGUCUGCUCUGGAAUUGCUGAUUUUAUUGGAAAAACAGGGCCUUUUGACUGAAAACAAUGUACAGAUCCUGGAGGAAGUCUGUAUGAAUGUUUCACCUGAUCUCCUGGAAACAAUAAACUGCUACAAAAGGGCAAAAGUGUCUCUGCCUCAGCAGGAGAAUACUCUGCCAGUCAGAGAAUCUUCGCUGUCUCACACUGGAGAGAUCAGAAUAUUCACUCACCCACAGGAGACCUCGAUCAAAUCUGUCGAUUCUAAUAUCAAUGAUAAAAAAGCAGCUAAUCUUACACAAGGCUUCUCUGAAAUGAACCUGGAGCUGCCUGGAGAAUUCAGCAAUGUAGAAAAUGAAUCCAAGAAGAUGACAAGCUACAAAAUGGAUGGACCACACAGAGGAUUUUGUCUUAUUAUUAAUAAUGUCAACUUUGAUAGGUCUCUUCAGGAGAGGAAGGGUUCUUGCAAAGAUGCUGGUAAGUUACUGAA
This is a messenger RNA of Tauraco erythrolophus (red-crested turaco), 905 nucleotides long. The record is from RefSeq and is a predicted model, not a curated record. NCBI's taxonomy places the organism in Eukaryota, Metazoa, Chordata, Aves, Musophagiformes, Musophagidae.